Vitis vinifera (wine grape) is the source of this 696-nucleotide messenger RNA. RefSeq lists its product as uncharacterized. Lineage: Eukaryota; Viridiplantae; Streptophyta; Magnoliopsida; Vitales; Vitaceae. Bases 1 to 696 code for a protein of 231 amino acids. The transcript has a single exon. The record is from RefSeq and is a predicted model, not a curated record. Gene Ontology annotation, molecular function: S-adenosylmethionine-dependent methyltransferase activity.
AUGGAGAGACACGUACAGACUCUACUCAACAAGCUCUCUGUUGUCUGCAUUACUAUCGCUACAAUCAUCUUCCUCUUCCUCAUCCUCCAGACCCCUCAGACCUGCAUACCCACCACCACCCACCCGCGCGUCCGCCUCCUCCGCUUCCCGAAAUCCUCCUGCGACUCCUCUCGCCGCGACUACGUCCCAUUCUCCAAGAAAAACGAGCGCCUCUGGUCCACCCGAGAUUGGAAGAAGAAGGUCAAUUCCUAUGCCCAAUUCUUCCGGAGUCUUCGAGAUCAGCGGCUGUUGUCCAAUCACAGCAAGGUCCUCUGCGUCUCCGCCGGAGCCGGCCACGAGGUGGCCGCGGUGUCGGAAGUGGGUGCCAGGGACGUCACGGGGGUGGAGCUGGUGGAGUCGCCCCCGCUGGUGAGCCGCGCCGAUCCGCAUAACUUGCCCUUUUUUUAUGGGGCUUUUGAUUUGGUGUUCAGUGCCCACCUGGACGAGGCUUUGUUUCCGGCGAGGUUCGUGGCGGAGAUGGAGAGGACCGUUCGGGUUCGUGGGGUUUGUGUGGUGGUUGUGGAGGAGUGCGGCGGUGAUGAGAUGAGGGGGAUUUUGAGGAUGUUUAAGCAUUCGGUGUUUGUGAGUGCCAAGAAUGUCACCUUGAUUGGAUUGAGAAUGACACAGAUUAUAAUGAGAAAUAGAAAUUCUUCUUGA